AUGAGGGGCAAGUUGCCACUUUCCUCCCUCCUCCUGCACAGGUUCCUGAAGAGGCCAAAUCUUCGCCUCACUGGCGAGGAGUUCCCGCCCCACGUGGUGUUGCAGCGCAGGGCGGCUCCUGGUGGCGGCACCAGGCUUGUCUUCACUGGAGCCAUGAUGAGCGUCCUUGGAGUCCUCGCUCAGUCCCUCAACUUUAGGUGCCUGGAGCUGCGACGCCUGCCUUCCUCAGGGACGCAUCAGUCUCACUGGAAACUUGUAUGCUAUUUUCAGAGUGACCAGUGGGAGAGCUUCCCGGAUGAGUGUAAACGGCAGAAUGUUGCCACAGAUUAUAGCCUGGUACGCUCUCCCGACCGUUCUUUUGGCUCUACGCUGCCGAAUGGCUCAAGCACCGGCAUGGUGGGCAUGGUGAGCCGCCAGGAGGUAGACUUCGGCCUAGGUCCUUUCGGCGUCACCGCAGCGCGUUCCUUGAUCAUUGACUACACAGUGCCGGUGGUGAACGACUACCUUAGGAUUCUGGCUGGCCGCGGCCGCCCUGAGGUGGACCCCUGGGGCUUCCUGCUACCCCUGGCGCCCCUGGUGUGGGUGGGCCUGGUGGUGGCACUGGUGGUGGUGAUGUCCAUUGUUUUGCUCCUCGCCAGCUGCCUCUCUCUUCAUUCCCCGGCCCUCGCGCCCUACGUCAGGGUCAUGCUGCAGGAGAACUCGUGGCUGCCGGCGCUGUGGGGCUGGGAGCGGUUGGUGCUGGGCGGGUGGAUGCUGGCCAUGCUCGUGGUGACGCAGAGCUACACGGGGAACCUCAUGUCCCUGCUGGCGGUGCGCUACAUCCCGCAGCCCUUCCAGACUCUGCGUGCGCUGUUGGACGACUCCGCCACCACUAUGAUCUGGGAACAUGGCACUGCUUCUGUCUAUAAGUUCCGCACAGCAGAGUUCGGCAUCCUGCGAGAGGUAGGGCAGUCCGAAGCGGAGGGCAGGAUCAUGUUCGUGCUGGCGACGGAGUACCUAGACAUCCUGCGGGGGCUGGUGCGGCCUGGAACUCAUGCCUUCAUCGGCGAGGACCUCACCGCCAGGGUUCUCAUGGCGCAAGAGUUUUCGAGGACAGGCAGUUGUGACUUCUACACUUCGAGGGAGGUCUUCAUGCCCUUCUUGUUCAGCAUGAUCGGCCCGAAGCACAGCCCCCUCGUGCACAGCGUCAGCAAACGCAUCACGUGGAUCACCGAGGCUGGACUGUACAACCACUGGAUGGACAGCCUCAGCUCAAAUUGGACGGUGUGUGAGCGAGCGCCAUCCAAGAUCACCGUCAGAACACGUUUGGGUCUCGGCAACUUGUGGGGCAUGUUUGUAAUCCUGGUGGUGGGCAACGCGGUGAGUCUGCUACUGUUCCUGGUGGAGGUGCUGGCAGGCCACCACCUCCACUCACUCCUGACAGCCACCUUCUCCUGGGCGUGACCUCGCUCAGCGCUUCGACACAAUGCUUGUUUUUCUCCGGUUCAACAUUCUUUACAAGGGACGAGGAAUGUGCAAUAUGUGAUACAGGAAUACGCGUCAAGUUUCUAGAGCUUGGCGAAUAACCAUAUAAUUCGAAUUCAUGUUGAUAUCAAACCUCUCAGGCAUUUCUCGAAAGACUGGAAAUAUGUCUGUACUUUUACUCCUCGUAAAUACAUGUGUUUACAAUGGCGUCUUUCCAAUCAUUAUGGUCAGUACCUAAAAGUGUCUUGCCAGUGUGACUUUCCAUGCACUGAAUGACUGACUGAAUGAAAAUUCAUCGUUUAGCUCUAUAAUUGUUAACGUGUAGAUUGUCAUGUAAAAUAAAUGGAUGGAAUAGA
This is a messenger RNA of Portunus trituberculatus (swimming crab), 1820 nucleotides long. RefSeq names its product glutamate receptor ionotropic, kainate 5-like. The record is from RefSeq and is a predicted model, not a curated record. NCBI's taxonomy places the organism in Eukaryota, Metazoa, Arthropoda, Malacostraca, Decapoda, Portunidae. Gene Ontology annotation, cellular component: membrane. Gene Ontology annotation, molecular function: glutamate-gated receptor activity.